UUUGUGACGUCAUGGGUCAAAGCCGACGGGUUAGAUCGGACGCUUCCGUAUUAAAAACUGGAGAAUAUAGUGUGAUGAUAGGAAUAUAUGUGACAGAAUUGACGUUUAUGUGGUAAAGCGUUAUUACGUACCGUACAAUUGAUAUACGUCUUCAGUAUAAGAUUUGCAGUGGUGGACUGACUAUGCUGACGUUGCUGUAGUAUCUUGAACGAUGCCAAGAUCCUCAUUAUGAUACCACUUGGAUCUAAUCCUAACAGUGCCCAAAAUGGGUCGGGCAAUCAGUCUACGCCAGCACCAGUCAGCAAAUCUGGUAGUGCCACCACGAAGACGGCGUCUGCUGUAAGGCCAAAUUACGCCCUCAAAUUUACUUUGGCAGGACACACAAAAGCUGUUUCGUCAGUGAAAUUUAGUCCGAAUGGUGAAUGGCUUGCCAGCUCAUCUGCUGACAAAUUAAUAAAAAUUUGGGGAGCGUAUGAUGGGAAGUUUGAAAAAACUGUUUCCGGUCACAAGCUUGGAAUUUCAGAUGUUUCAUGGUCAAGUGACAGUCGUUUGCUAGUAAGUGCCUCUGAUGAUAAAACUUUAAAAAUUUGGGAAUUAAGUUCUGGAAAAUGUUUGAAGACUCUUAAGGGACAUAGCAAUUAUGUGUUUUGCUGCAAUUUCAAUCCGCAGUCUAAUUUGAUAGUUUCUGGCUCAUUUGAUGAAAGUGUUCGUAUUUGGGAUGUAAGGACUGGGAAAUGUCUGAAAACACUGCCUGCCCAUUCUGACCCUGUUAGUGCUGUACAUUUCAACAGGGAUGGUUCUCUAAUUGUAUCAAGUAGCUAUGAUGGCCUCUGUCGCAUCUGGGAUACAGCCUCAGGACAGUGCUUAAAGACACUAAUUGAUGAUGAUAACCCUCCUGUUUCAUUUGUCAAAUUUUCACCAAAUGGUAAAUAUAUUCUUGCUGCAACAUUGGACAGUACGCUUAAGCUUUGGGACUAUAGCAAAGGAAAAUGUCUUAAGACAUACACAGGACAUAAAAAUGAGAAGUACUGUAUAUUUGCAAAUUUUUCUGUUACUGGUGGUAAAUGGAUUGUGUCUGGCUCUGAAGAUAAUAUGGUCUACAUCUGGAAUCUCCAGACAAAAGAAAUUGUCCAGAAGCUCCAGGGCCAUACAGACAUAGUUUUGUGCACAGGUUGCCAUCCUACGGAGAACAUUAUAGCUUCUGCUGCUUUGGAGAAUGAUAAAACAAUAAAACUGUGGAAAAGUGAUUCAUAGUGUAAAGUCUUCCCAUGCUUUAUCAUCACUUUUGGACAUUAAAAUGUGCUUGUGUUAUUUUUAUAACUAGAUAAUUAAAAGUUAUUGAGAAGA
Messenger RNA from Schistocerca nitens (vagrant locust), 1347 nucleotides. RefSeq names its product WD repeat-containing protein 5. The transcript has 2 exons. Gene Ontology annotation, molecular function: histone binding. Bases 229 to 1254 code for a protein of 341 amino acids. NCBI's taxonomy places the organism in Eukaryota, Metazoa, Arthropoda, Insecta, Orthoptera, Acrididae. Gene Ontology annotation, cellular component: Set1C/COMPASS complex. The record is from RefSeq and is a predicted model, not a curated record.